UUUUGCCACAAAAAAUAGUAGCAGUAAUAAACUAGUAUUUUACACGCGAAUCAUCGACAGGAAUCCGAUAAUAUUUUAGCGUUAACAGACACAUUUUAAAUGACUCAUUGACUCAAGGGAAGUGUUGUAGGUUAUACUUAAUCUAAAGCGUCGUAAAAUUACCACGUCCUGAUAACGCUUUGAUAACAGUUGAUGUACUAGUGUAAACUUAUUUUCUAAAUUAAAAUGAAACUGUGAACUCAUUUAUCGUCACUCCCCCUUGUUACUCUUCCAGUGGUAACCAUGAGCUCAGCACAGGUUAGAAAAAUUUCGCAAAAAUGUGAAACCGAAGUUCCCAAUUACGGAUUAAAAGUGAGAUUAAACCACACUUACCCCGAAGAUCGAUCUCAAGAUUUUAUACCAAGCAUAAAACAAAUAUGGGCUAUGUUACCGCUAAUUUUGCGGUACAUUUGGUACUACAUUGUCCACCGAAUCAGGGGCAAAUCCAUCGUAAUGGAUUAUGUCAAGACGCUAAGAGCGCAGCAGAUAUACGGUGUCCCGAUCGGAGGUAUUGGUUGUGGCACGAUUGGGAGGGGCUUCCGGGGCGAGUUUUGCAGGUUUCAGUUGAGACCGGGGCUGUAUGAAUACAGUACAGUUGAUGCAAAUCAGUUUAUUGUUACUGUUAAAGAUGGGCACCAUGAAACCAUUUUUCAUAGUUUGUUAUCGACGUUUCCGAUGAAAAGUUUGAAAAGUUGGGAAAGUUCGAUUGAUGGUUCAGAGUGUUUUUACACUGGGCUUUAUCCCAGGUCUUGGACCGAAUUUGAUUUGUCCAGGUAUGGAAUAAUGCUGACCUGCAGGCAAGUUAGCCCCAUUAUUCCCCAUAAUUACAAGGAUAGUUCCUUACCAUGCUCUGUCUUCGUCUGGGACAUCAAAAACAUUUGCGACGAAGAUAGAACCGUAACCAUCGCUUUCACUUUUAAAAACGGCAUCGGAAAUAAAAGCAAAGAUAGAUCCUCGACUUGUAGUUCCAAGGCUUUUUCCCUUGGAGAAUCCGAAGGAGUCGUUCUCUACCACACCAUCGACAAAAUGCAAUGUUCCUACGUUCUUUCAGCUAAAGCAAACCCCGACAUCGAUAUUUCCAAGUGUCUCUAUUUCGAUCCGAAUUCUAGCGGAAUUGAGCCUUGGAUCCAACUUAAAAAUAAUGGGUGUUUUGAUAAGAUUACCGAUAAGAAUUAUGGACAGGUUUUUGGGGAAAUGGCCUGUGGUAUUGCUGCUAAGGGCCUAGUGCAUCCCAAUAACUGUCUCAGUACUGAGAUGGCGUUGGUCUGGGAUAUGCCGACGGUCCAGUUCCCCAACAAACAAAAGAAGUAUUCGAGGUACUACACAAAGUACUUUGGGAACGAAAACGCCGGGUUGAGAAUUACGAGAUACGCGUUUGAGAAUUAUAGAGAGUGGGAAGAUGGUAUUUAUAGGUGGCAGGGUGCCAUUCUCGAAGAUGGAGAACUACCCGACUGGUAUAAGUCGGCGCUCUUUAACGAAUCGUACUUUGUGAGCGAUGGUGGUACUAUUUGGGUCACUCUGGACGAUGAGGACGCCAAAAAGCUACCAAAAAGCGACCCCCGAAUAGAGUUCGGAAAGUUCGCACUCUUGGAGGGACAUGAAUACAAAAUGUACAACACGUACGAUGUACAUUUCUACGCUUCGUUUGCUUUCGUGCCAAACUGGCCUCUUUUGCAAUCAGUUCUUCAGUACGACAUGAGGGACGCCAUUUUCACAGAGAUCCCGGAUAAAGUGAAGAUGUUGUACGAUGGUUCCAUGGUGGAACGGAAAGUACCGAAUACGGUACCACACGAUAUAGGAGAUCCUGGUGAGGAACCGUUCAUUUUGCUUAAUUCUUACCCCAUCCACGACGUUAGCCACUGGCGAGAUUUAAAUUCCAAGUUCGUGUUGCAAGUGUUCAGAGACGCUUUCACAGCGGGUUUAAACGAACGCUCUGUACAAUAUUUGAAUGAUAUGUACGACGCUUGCUACGCCGUGAUGCACAAGAGCGAAGAAUUCGAUAUUGAUGGUGAUGGGCUAAUCGAAAAUACGGGUAGUCCGGAUCAGACUUUUGACACUUGGGUUAUGACGGGUUCUAGUGCAUAUUGUGGUGGUCUAUGGCUAGCUGCUCUCUUCGCUAUGACCAAAAUCUCUGACGCGUUACAAAAAACCAAAGAUAAUGAAAAGUUCCAGAAACUUCUAGACAAAGGGAAGGCGUCUUUUGAACGGAAAUUGUGGAACGGGAGGUGUUACAACUUUGAUUGUUCGGACGUGGAGUGUCGGUCUAUCAUGGCGGAUCAGUUAUGCGGUCAGUGGUAUCUGAGAAGUAGCGGUUUUGCAUAUGAGGUGUUUCCGCAAGAUCGUGUCAAGACUAGUUUGAAGACGAUUUAUGAAAAUAAUGUACAGUCGUUUUGUAAUGGUAGAAUGGGUGCAGUUAAUGGGUUUAUAGAUGGAGCUGUUGAUAAGUUUACUAUACAGAGUGAGGAAGUGUGGACCGGUGUGACAUAUUCGUUAGCCGCCAGUAUGCUUCAAGAGGGAAUGUGGAGCGAAGGGUUUAAUACAGCUGGAGGUAUGUAUAAAUCGAUGACCGAUCGCUUUGGACUUGCUUUUCAAACCCCUGAGGCUCUAUACGCCACUAAGUGUUACAGAGCUGUAGGUUAUAUGCGAGCACUUAGUAUCUGGUCGAUGCAACUAGCUAUCAAUGAAUUAAAGAAGACAAAGAAUUAAAAACAUCAGUACUUGUAGCUUUGUUUUUAUAAUUAGAAAUAAAUCUUCAAGUUAAAUCUCACAAA
Molecule: messenger RNA, 2810 nt
Organism: Zophobas morio
Lineage: Eukaryota; Metazoa; Arthropoda; Insecta; Coleoptera; Tenebrionidae
Product: non-lysosomal glucosylceramidase-like
Exons: 12
Coding region: 283-2745 (820 amino acids)
Biological process (GO): glucosylceramide catabolic process; carbohydrate metabolic process
Cellular component (GO): membrane
Molecular function (GO): beta-glucosidase activity; glucosylceramidase activity
Source: RefSeq, a predicted model, not a curated record